Messenger RNA from Perca fluviatilis (European perch), 4464 nucleotides. It is a transcript of the gene top3a, whose product is annotated as DNA topoisomerase III alpha. Gene Ontology annotation, molecular function: DNA binding; DNA topoisomerase type I (single strand cut, ATP-independent) activity; zinc ion binding. Bases 229 to 3372 code for a protein of 1047 amino acids. The transcript has 20 exons. Gene Ontology annotation, cellular component: nucleus; chromosome. Gene Ontology annotation, biological process: DNA topological change. NCBI's taxonomy places the organism in Eukaryota, Metazoa, Chordata, Actinopteri, Perciformes, Percidae. The record is from RefSeq and is a predicted model, not a curated record.
UUACGGCAGUAUUUGACAGGCGAGCGCGGAAUUUGUAAACAGAGCUAACGUUAGCAGUCAAGAGGUCGAUGUUGCUCCUCAUAAGUUUUAAAUUAGUAAUUUUAGAUGGGCUGGAAUUAUUUUGUCUCAUUUAAUUACUCGGGAAUGAAGAUGGACAACUGGUGGCCACACAGAGGAGAGACAGCAGCAGUGAGGCCGCCUCGCUGCUUCAUGUAAGAGCUGCCCGGCAUGCUAGCUCACCUCCUCGGCAGAUCUUUGCUUCGAUCGGGUCUGACGUUACAGCGGCUGGGGGUCCCGCGGAGUUGUUUCUGUGCGGCGCAGAGUGGCCGGUGUCCGGACACACCGCAGCAGCAGGCAGACAUGAUCCGGGGCCGGGCUCAGAUCAAGCGGGUCCUCUGCGUAGCCGAGAAGAACGAUGCAGCCAAAGGCAUCGCAGAGAUAAUGUCCAACGGCAGGUCCAGGAGGAGAGAGGGGAUGUCAAGGUUUAAUAAAAUCUAUGAGUAUGAAUAUCAUCUCUUUGGUCAGGAUGUGACGGUAACAAUGACGUCAGUAUCGGGCCAUUUACUGGGUUUGGAGUUCACUGCACAGUACCGGAAAUGGCACAGUUGCAACCCAGUGCUGUUAUUUGAUGCCGAGGUACAGAAGUGCUGUCCAGAAAACAUGAAACAAAUCAAGCGAACACUAGAGAAAGAGGUGAGACAGUGCCAGGUCUUAGUCAUCUGGACUGAUUGUGACCGAGAGGGAGAAAACAUUGGCUUUGAAGUCAUAGAUGUCUGCAGAUCAGUGAAGCAUAAUUUACAAGUCUUUCGGGCAAAGUUUUCUGAGAUCACCCCCAACUCCAUUCGGAGAGCUUGUGAGACUCUAAUAGAGCCAGAUGCCAACAUCAGCGAUGCUGUCGAUGUCCGUCAGGAGCUGGACCUGCGAAUAGGUGCGUCCUUCACUCGAUUCCAAACGCUUCGCCUGCAGAAGAUCUUUCCAGAGUCUUUGGCCAAUCAGCUGAUCUCAUACGGCAGUUGUCAGUUUCCCACUCUGGGCUUUGUUGUGGAGCGCUUCAAAGCCAUCCAGGCUUUCAUACCCGAGACUUUCUACAAGAUCAAAGUGCUGCACGAGGUGGGGGAGGACAAUGUAGAGUUCAGCUGGAAAAGAAACCGUCUCUUCAACCACACAGCAUGCCUGGUGCUCUACCAGAUCUGCAUGGAGAAUCCCAUAGCAACAGUCACCUCAGUAACCAGCAAACCCAAGAGCAAGUGGAGACCGCUGCCUUUGGACACUGUGGAACUGGAGAAACUUGCAUCUCGGAAGCUAAAAAUAAAUGCCAAAGAGACCAUGAAAAUUGCAGAAAAACUGUAUACCCAAGGGUAUAUCAGCUACCCCCGUACAGAGACAAACAUUUUUCCCGAAAACCUGCCUCUCGGCCCCCUGGUGGAGCAACAGACACAAAGCCCGAUCUGGGGGACGUUUGCCCAGAGAGUGAUGGAACAGCCGGGGGGUCCCAACCCACGACAGGGCAAGAAAUCUGACCAAGCCCAUCCCCCGAUACACCCCACCAAGUACUCCAAUACACUGCAGGGCAACGAGGGACGUGUGUAUGAGUUCAUUGUCCGGCACUUCCUGGCUUGCGUAUCCCAGGAUGCUUUGGGGCAUGAGACUGUGGUGGACAUAGACAUCGCCCAGGAGAACUUCUCCUCCUCGGGACUCAUGAUCAUUGCAAGGAACUACUUGGACAUUUACCCGUAUGACAGGUGGAGUGCCAAGGUGAUCCCAGUGUAUGAGCAAGGCUCCCAGUUCCAGCCCUCUGCUAUCGAGAUGGUGGAUGGACAAACGAGUCCUCCGCAGCUGCUCACUGAAGCCGACCUCAUAUCCCUGAUGGAGAAACACGGCAUUGGCACAGAUGCAACCCAUGCAGAUCACAUCGAGACCAUAAAGAGUCGCAUGUAUGUGGGCUUAACAGCUGACCAGAGGUUUCUGCCUGGAGAGCUCGGCAUGGGACUGGUGGAGGGUUACAACUCCAUGGGCUAUGAGAUGUCCAAACCAAACCUGCGUGCUGAAUUGGAGGCGGACCUCAAGCUGGUAUCAGAGGGCAGGAAGGACAAACACACGGUGCUGCAGCACCACAUCCAGAAAUACAAGACCGUCUUCAUUGAGUCUGUCAGGAAGGCGAAGAAGUUGGAUGAAGCCCUGUCGCCAUAUCUGGGUGCAGCUCAGGAAGUGGCUGAAGCACAGCAGCAGGACAUGGAGUUCCCGCUGCCGGUCAGGAAGUGCCCUCAAUGCGGACAGGACAUGGUGCUGAGGAAGAAGAGGGAGGGAAACAGUAAGUUCCUGUCCUGCACAGGCUACCCAGCCUGUAAGUCAGCAGUGUGGUUCCCCGACACGGUGCUGGAGGUGAGCAGAGACGACAGCAUUUGUCCCACCUGUCUGCCGCACCCUGUUCACAUGUUGAAGUUCAAGUUCCGCAGGGGCAGCCUCCCUCCCACGAUGCCUUUAGAAUUUGUCGGCUGCAUCGGUGGAUGUGACGACACGCUCAGAGAAGUGCUGAACCUGAAGUACCUCCGAGCAGGCGGAGCAGGAGGGGAAGGUGGAGGAGGAGGGGGAGGAGGAGGGGGAGGAGGAGGAGAGGAUCCUCGUCCACCAGCUCCAAGGCCCCCCGGACCAGAGCCACCCAGACCCCGGGGUUCAAAUUCUCGAACUUGCCUUCCUCCUGCCCCCUCCUGGACCCCGCAGCCACAACCUCCGGCAGGCGGCAGCGCUCCCAGCGUAGAUGACGAUGUCAUUGUGUGUAACUGUGGUCAGGAUGCGCUCCUCCUGACCGUGCGCAAAGACGGCCCCAACCAAGGCCGUCAGUUCUACAAGUGCAACGCGGGGGGCUGCAACUUCUUCCUGUGGGCGGACCAGCCGAGUCAGCAGGGGGAGCCGCAGGGUCGAGGGCCUCCGCAGGGUCGAGGGCCUCCGCAGGGUCGAGGGCCUCCGCUGCAAGCGCCGCCGAGGCCCCCUCUGGGGUUCAGGACUACCCCUGGAGCAGGCAGAGGGCAAGAAGGGGGUGCAGGAGAACACACGGGACCGACAAUGUGUAACUGUAACGAGACAGCGGUGACGCGAACGGUGCAGAAGGACGGUCCAAACAAGGGCCGGAUGUUCCACACCUGCGGGAAACCAAGAGAGCAGCAGUGUGGCUUCUUCCAGUGGGCUGAUGAGAACGAACCGCCACCAGUUGGCUUCGGUGGUGGAUUUAAUGGCGGUGGAGACGGAGGGAGGAAGGGGAGGAAGAUCACGGGAGGUGCCACCGCUAACAAGCCUGCAGCUGCUAAGAAACCUCGUACCUGUGGCAUCUGCCACAAUCCGGGACACACCCGAGUCACCUGUCCCCAGCGGUGACCGCUGCUUAGAGACUCUUAACGUGGAGUUACUGAAGUCUCUGACUUCAAAGUGUGGAGUCAGAUAUGCAGCAAAACAGAUUGUACGUACCUCCUCCCAGGAGAUGGACCUCUUCCUCUGGUAUGUAGGAAUUCCAAGAGGGCAAAAACCGCUUCGAGCACCAGACCAAAGGCAUGUCAUGACUAAGGCUAAAAACAUGUAGUUUAUCAGGUCAAUAGAAACUAGACCUUUCCCUUCUCUUUUCAUCCAGCUCUAUUUUCUCAGGUCUCCUCAGAUCCUCAAUGUGUUUUUUCUCCGAGAAGAAUGGCUCUUUUCUGGCCCCUGGGGAGGAAAAGUUAGGGCUCAUUUUGGGGUCAGGUAAAACUUUGAGAAUCAACAUUUUAGGAAAUACGCUUAUUUGCUCUCUUGCCAAGAGUUAGGUGAGAUUGUUUGUUACCGCAGAAACCUGAAGAUGCUCAACUGUUAAUGGGAAAUUUGCUCAGCUGGUCAAAUAAAUCUGUUUAUCGGUGUUUUUUGCCCCCAACGGCUCCUUGCAGGCAGCGCUGCCUGCACUAGGAUUAGGCACUGGUUAUGGUUAGGGUUAGGUUUUUGGGUUAAAAUGUAACACCUGGGGUUAGGGUUAGGUGCCUUGGAGGCAGUGGUCGCAGCGCUGCCUGGAGGGAGCCGUUGGGGGCAAAAAACACCAUCGAGCAAUAAAUCCUCCGUCUAGUGUGUUUAUUCCCAAUCCUGACAGCUUGCCUCAGAUCAGUUUAAGGAGGGUGAUUCUGGCACAAAUUGAAUACAUGUGUAUUUUAAAGAAAACAUGUGCACACAGUUUCUUAAUAAUUAAUAGUGUAAUUAAUGUGUUUAUUAACAUGUUUACUACAGGUUCAUCAGUGUUGCCAUCACUAAGUAUCUGAAACAAGAGCCAAGUAUUUUACAUUUGUUGAUUCUUCAAGGUGGUUGUUGUUGGAAGAAACCACAAAAUAUAUUUUUACAUUGUGAAUAUGUAGGCAAAAAUACUCGUACUCUCUCUCCAGUCUGAGGAAGUGUCCGUACCAAGAUGUACUAUUUUAAUAUUGAUGACUGCUAAUAAACAUAAAUGUAUGGUAA